AUGUCCUGCUCCAGCCUGUGUGCUCCUGCCUGCGGUGUGGCCGCCCCGGCCCCACUGGCUAACAGCUGCAAUGAGCCCUGCGUGCGCCAGUGCCCCGACUCCACCGUGGUGAUCCAACCCCCAGCCACCGUGGCCACCUUCCCCGGGCCCAUCCUCAGCUCCUUCCCACAGAACGCUGUGGUUGGCUCAGCAGGAGUCCCUGCCAUUGGAUCGGGCUUGGGUGGCAGCUUUGGACGUAGUGCUGGCUUUGGGGGCUAUGGAGGCUCUUACGGCCUUGGAGCCUUUGGAGGCUAUGGAGGCUUUGGCAGCUGUGGAUACGGUGGCUUUCGCCGUGGUCUUGGAUACCUCAGCGGCAGCUGCGGGCCCUGCUAA
Molecule: messenger RNA, 372 nt
Organism: Lagopus leucura (white-tailed ptarmigan)
Lineage: Eukaryota; Metazoa; Chordata; Aves; Galliformes; Phasianidae
Product: claw keratin-like
Exons: 1
Coding region: 1-372 (123 amino acids)
Cellular component (GO): intermediate filament
Molecular function (GO): structural constituent of cytoskeleton
Source: RefSeq, a predicted model, not a curated record